CAUUUUCUCCACCACGAGUAAUAAUCUCAUGCCACUGGUACCCCACGAGAGGCGGGGGUCCUUGUCCUCCUGUCUCCCGGGCGAGGACCUCAACCCCUUCCCCCGCUCGGGGACCCCGGCCACCCGCAGCCCGGCCGCGCUGCGCCCAGAAACCGAUGAGUCUUCCUCAGCAGCUGCCGAAACUUGCGGCGGUUGCUUGCUCACCUUUGCUGCCUCCCCUUCAGAAAGGGCUGGAGGGGAGGGCGAGGAAGGCUUGGCGUGGGGCCGCCCGUCGAGUCUCUCAGUGAGGAAUGAGAGGCCAGCUUCUCCCGCGGGGUAUGAAGGAGGAACUGUAUCUCCUAUAUAUAUUAAGUUUCAUUUAUUAAAACAUCAGAGAGCACCUGAGAAUGUUUCAAGGUCACCAAAAGCUUUCCGAAAAUGGCUUUCUGCAAAGAAGAUUUCCAAAGACAGAAAGUAACUCAGGAAGCUUAGAAGAGGUCAACCUGGGAAGACAGGAUUCUUUCUCCCCACUGUGACUCUGCAGGAAGCGAUAACCUCCCCUCCGGGCAAGGUCGACCCUCCAAGUCCAGAUGAGAAGAGUUCCCUCUGUCUGCUCUUUCCUCUGCCUUAUGACCCAGAGGUUUUGCAGCUGCGAUCCUGGCAGCCCCUGGCCUCCUCAGGGAGCUGCGGAAUUCAAGCCCUGGAAAUGGAGCUCUGCUUUCAGCUGCACCUGGGUCCUGACCUGCUUAAGACAGGCCUGUCUGGACCUAAGAGAACCCCACUGCCACCCACUCAGCUACUCCCUAACAGACUGCAGAGACAAAGUCUUUUUCAUUUCUUUAUAUUCAUUGACUCCUCGAGUCAUUGAAACUCAAUAAAUAUUUACUGAGCACCUACAAUGUGCCAGACACUGUGAUAGGCACUGAAAAAAGGGCAAAGGACGAGCAGAUAAAUUUCCUACUUGCAGGGAACGCUGUGGUAGUGAGUAAAAUGAGACAUAGGAAAUAAACACAUAAAUAUAUAAUAUGUCCAAUGGCGAUAAUUGAUGUGAAGGAUGAUUAAGCAAAACAAAGAAAUGCAGAGACAGGGAAGGGGCAUCUAUCUGGUAUGAAGUAGUCAGAGAAGGCCUCUCUGGUCAGAUGACAUUUGGGCAGAACCUGGGGCCUGUCUCAGCACCACCUGUCCCUUCCUCAGCCACUUGCUCCCUGCAGCCACCACAGGCCCCUGUGGUUUUCCUGCCUGAGGCUCACCAGCCACAGGCCUAGAAUAUCUGGCUUCUCUCCCCAUGUCCAAACUCAGCAGAAAUGCCAAGCUGCAGGGCCUUGUUUCCCGAGCAACUGCCAAUGGGGCUGAAUGAUGCAACACGGAAAGGAAGAGGAUUUAAUUCCCCCUGAAUGGACUUUGACCAGUGGGAGACAGGAAACAGGAGAUUGGAGGAUACUGGGCAGCUGAACUGCCUCUUCCUUUCCCCCUCCGUCUGGUGCACAAUUUCUCCACACAGCCUGCUGUGUGGCCAAGCCUGUGCACCGACUGAGUGUUAUGGGUUCACCUAUGUUCCCCAAAGAGAUAUGUCGAAGUCCUAACCCCCAGGAACUGUGAAUGUGGCUUUAUAGUAUUUGGAAAUAGGGUCUUUGCUGAUGGAAUCAAGUUAAGAUGAAGUCAUUAAGGGAGUGGGGGCCUAAUCCAAUCUCUUGUUCUUAGAAGGAGAAAGACAGAGACACAUCAAGAGAAGAUAGUGAGGUGACAUUGGAGGCAGAGAUUGGAGUAAUGUAUCUAAAUGCUAGGCAACACCACAGAGAGCCUCAAACACUAAGCCUAGAAGAGGCAGGGAAGGAGCCUCCCCUACAGGUUUCAGAGGGAGCAUGGCUUCGCCAUACUUGAAUUUCAGACUUCUAGCAUCCAGAACUGUGACACAAUACAUUUCUGUUGUUCUGAGUGACAACAGUGUGUGGUGCGUUACUACAGCUGCUCUGGAAACUAACAUAUUGAGCGGCCAGCUGUGUGAGAUUGUACCUCCCAAGUAACCCUCUAAGCCUUAACCUUUGCCCAGGCCUCUGUUUCCAGAGAACUGUGACAAUGAUAGGUAGACCUGAAUAAAGCAAAGGAUGGUAUCUACAGGGAUAUUUGAGGCAGGGAGUGCUGACAAGGGAGGAGCUAGUGCAAAGGCCCUGAGGUGGCAGUAUGCUUGGCGUGUUGGAGGAGCAGGAGGGCGGCCAGGGUGUUUGGGGAAUGAAUAAGGGCAAGAGUGUUCAGAGAAGAAGUCAGAGAAGGGACCAAAGACAUGUUCUCUAGGGCCAGAAAGGCAUUUGGAUCUUUUCAACAUUAUCUUCUUGACAUGUAAUUUAUAUAGUAGUAAAAUGAAGAAAAUGGGUGACUAUUUUGUGAUUUUUUUAGAUAUAUAAAACCAUGUGAUCACCAUCCAGAUCAAAUGUUGAACAUUUCCAUCACCCCAGAGAGUUCACUCCUGUUACCUUCCAGUUGGUACAACUUACCAAUCCUGAAGCAACCACUACUCUCUAUCACCAUAAAUUUGUUUUAACCUGUUCCUUAAUGGCAUAUAAACGAAACAACAUAGCAUGCUUUUGCUCAAAAUAGUGCUUGUGAGGCUCAUCCAGGUUGCUGUGUGUAUACUUCAAUUAUUUUUAUUGCUGAGUAGUAUUCCAUUGCCUGGAUAUAUCACAAAUUAUUUAUCUAUUCUUCUGCUGAUGAAUAUUUGAGUUAUUUGCAGUUUAGGCCUGUAAUAAAUGAAGUUUCUAGGAACAUUUAUGUUUUCCUCUUAUUUUGGUUGUAUGCAAUCAUUUCUCUUGGUAUAAACCUAGCAGUGUACUUUCUGGGUCGACUGGCUUAGGUUUAGGUUAACUGUGUUCGUUUAUACCAUUUCAUACUCCUGCCAGCAAUAUAUGAGUUCCAGAUAUUCUGCAUUCUCACCAACACUUGGAGCCUUUCUGGUAGGUGUGUAGUGGUAUUGAAUUGUGCUUUUAAUAUGCAUUUUCCUGCUGACUAAUGCACUCCUUUUUAUAUGCCUAUUAUUCACAUAUCUCCUUUUAUGAAAUACGCGUUCAAGUGUUUUGUUCACAUUUUAUGUUUUUGUUAUGGCCACAUCUCACUUCCAGAAUCUGUAUUGGUUAUCUAUCGCAGCAUUUAAAAAGUACUCUAAAGCUUAACAGCUAAAAACAACAAACAUUCGUUCUUUCACACAAUCUCUGAGGGUCAGGAACCUGGGUGCAGCUUCAUGGGAUGGUUCUGGCUCAGGGUCUCAGGUUGCAUUUGAGCUGCUGAGGUUGCAGCCCUACCUAUCAAAGCUGAACCAGAGCCAGACUCCAUGUCUGAACUCACUUAUGUGAGCUUCAGCGUGAGAAAUGUAUGAAUUUUGUUUGACAAAAUAUUGAAAAGCUUAACAACUUCCUCCUACUCUUAUUGGCCUCUUGGUGCCCAGUAUCUCAGUCUGAAAAAUCUCAUCUAUAGGAAUAAAUGGCAGGAAAGACAGAACCAAGGCCCCACAGCUAUCAGGGAGGUUGGCAGAUGAGUGAGGAAAAAGGGGUGUCAGCAAUCUAAAAAUAUUCAGGCUCACAGAAAUAUAACUGAAAUGACUCACUUUUAUCAAGAUCCUGCCAUCUCACUUAGCAGCUUAAAAAAAUAAUAGAUCACAGCAGAAUGUUUCAAAUUCUCCAUAAAUGGCCAUGUGAUCCGGCAACCUACCUGUGGAAAUUUAUGCCAAGAUUAGAAUCUACAAAACACAUACAGAGACACACAUUAAAGUAUUAUUUAUUAGGAAUCUAAAUUGUGGAAUCAUUAAAGAGAAUACAUAUUCCCUCAAAAGAAUACCAUGGCGUUAUUAAAAGUAGUCAUUAUGAGUGGUUAGGAUAUAAUAUAAUAUUACAGGAAAUUCUUAGGAUAUACCAUUAAGUAGAAAAACUUUUCUUCCCAGCUUUUCAAUGUGAAAAUUUUUGAACUUACAGAAAAGUUGUAAGACCAGAAAAAUAAAUGCUUGUAUAGCCUUCAUCUAGAUUCUCCAACAGUGACCACAGUUGCCACAUCUCUUUAAGUGUAAUGCACCUCCUUUGAGAGUAAGUGCAGACAUUUUGACACCAUGGUCUAAGUACUACAACACUUAUCUAAAAUUAUCGAAGGAAACUCUUGUACAGUUUUCACACUCAAGACAUUUAACUUUGAUAUAAAGUUUAUAUUCAAAUUUCUCCAAAAGAUUUAAAACUAUCUUUUUGGCUUGUUUUAGCCAGGACUCAAUGGAGAAUUGAGCAUUGCAUUUAGUUGUUGUGCCUCUUUAGUCUUUUUUGAUCUAAAACAAUCCCUCAACCAUUUAAAAAAAUUCUUUAAUGACUGACAUUUUUAAAAGACUCUGGAGCAGUUAUUUUACAGAAUAUCCUUCAAGUUGGAUGUGUCUAUUUCCUCAUGAUUAGAAAUUACAUGAACUUUUUGGCUAAAUUCUCCAUUUUAUUUUGUGUUCAAAAUAUAUUACUCUUUCCCAUGUCCUGUGAAAAUAAAAAAUCUCUAAUGUGUUUGUGAAAAAGAUUCAACUAAGAUUUUGUUAGGAUGCAGUGUGUUUUGGACUUAGGUGUGUGUAUCUGAAUUUCGUCCUUUGUCAUCAAGAAAAUAGUAUAAUAACUAAGAACAUGUAGCUUAAGAAAUCCAGGCACUUGAGAGCCACCGUAAGUAAACCUAAUUCCCACAGCAGAAA
Macaca mulatta (Rhesus monkey) is the source of this 4675-nucleotide messenger RNA. The record is from RefSeq and is a predicted model, not a curated record. NCBI's taxonomy places the organism in Eukaryota, Metazoa, Chordata, Mammalia, Primates, Cercopithecidae.